This is a messenger RNA of Spodoptera exigua (beet armyworm), 3441 nucleotides long. NCBI's taxonomy places the organism in Eukaryota, Metazoa, Arthropoda, Insecta, Lepidoptera, Noctuidae. The record is from the annotation of a GenBank genome assembly.
AUGUGGCAUCUCGACUGGAGUGAUACCACGGCCGCACAGAACACCAGCGUAACACAACACUUCAUUCGCGGUGUAAUAACCAAGCUGUUCUCGAGGACGAGCCUGCAGUGUCUGGAGGACAAUGAAGGAAUAUCAAUAAGUAGAGGCAAUGUCGGGCGAGCAAUAUAUUGCGACACUUCCGCGCGUAGUUUGUUGCCCGCCGGAGCCGCGGCCCGCACAGGAAGCUCGCUAAAAACUUCCUUCCACUCGAUCCCGAGAAAUACGAUCAUCCCCCUGACUCCCCGCUCCCCGCACCCCACCCCGCGGCCCAGAGAUUGCAUGAUGCAGGCUCUACAGAAGGUGCACUACACAUUGUCCAAGUGUAGAGAGCUGCCAACGUUACGAUGCUUCGUCCGUGGAGAUGAGCGCAGCGCGCGAGCCGCGCUCGCCGCCGACCUUCUGUCUCGCUCGCUCCCCCCGCCCCCAGCAUGCUGCACGCUCAUAGGCCGAGCGCAGCACGGCCACUCCCCGUGCGGCGCACGCGCACCCUUCUCUACACACUCCUUUACUUCACAUUCCUCGCUGGAGGCGGCACAUCGCGACUCCGCGGCUUUAUACCCGAGCGCCGCGCGCCGGCCCGUCACUAUGCAGCCGCUGCGCAGAAGGCUGAGCACACACCCUCCGUCCCGGCACUCACUAUCAGCCUGCAAUGGAUGUGAAACGCGUCUAGUCCCGGCGCGGGCGACACAUCGUUACAUUGAUGGAUGUGUAGACGAGCUGCGAUCAAUACUACACACGUGGCGCGGCGCCGCUCGCUCCUGCACCGCACACUGCAGGCAGUCUGUGUGUGUGUGUGCGGAAUCGUUUAGGAGGCUCCCGGGCCUGAUGGAGAGUGGCACAGGUCGCACGUCGCCGCAAUUAAUGGCCGUGAGUCGGCGGAGACAAGUGUCCGCUGAGUGCGCGCUCGUUAGCUGUGCCACGCACACUGACGCAGUGCUAAUGCCACAGACGUGCUUUCCCUUGUCAAGUGCGAGCUCAUGGUCGAGCUCGGAGGCCGCACACGUCGUGCAGGACGCGCCGCUGUACCCCGCGCUGCGGGACGACGCGGCCGACACGACCAGCGCCACCCCCACCAGCACGCCCUGCGGCGACACGGAGCAUGCUGACGCCGCCAGGAGCAAGCGAGCUAGCGCACAGGACUGGGAGAGAGCGCCCAAAGCUCACGUGCCGGAGCGGCGCGUAAAAACGGGCGAUACGAUCCUGAACAUCCGCGGUGCGGUGCGGGACGCCAUCGGCGACGCGGGAGCCGCGCCCGGUCCGCGCGCCUCGUCUCGCCUCGACACCUUCGUCAUCCGUCCUGCGCAGGCGCAGCAGCAGCGCAAGCCGCAGCACGACCAGCCCGCGCCACACGUGCCGAAGUACGAGCGCGAGCUACUGGUGGAGGCGCAUGCGCGCGCGCGCAUCGAGUGUGACGUCAGCAACGGCAGCGACGUGCGCUGGUACAAGGACGGCGAGCUGGUGGCGGCGCGGAGCGGGGGCGCGCCCGCGGGGGGCGAGGGCGUGUGGCGGGAGGGGGGCGCGCUCGUAGUGGGCCGCGCCACGCGCGGGGACGCCGCCGCCUGGCGCUGCCUUUACAGCGACCACACGGGGAAGACUGUCUCCGGCAAACCCACCAAGCUGCUCAUAUAUGGUGAGUGGUGCAUGGCAUGCGAGGCGAGCUCUGGUGGCGAGUGGCAAGUGCUGAUACAGUGUGGGUGUACAGAGCCGGUGCGCGCCGUGUACCUGGCGGUGGACGGGCGGCGCCUGGACGCGGGCAACACCUGGGUGCCCGUCAGAGACAAGACUGAGCUGGAGGUGCGCUGCGUGGCUGAAGGUACUCAACGAUCCCGUCCCAGCUCCACGGCACGUGACGUGCAGCAGGUAUUGACUGGUAGUACUGUGCAGGCGGCGUGCCCCCCCCUGAGCUGUCGUGGCGGCUGCUGGCGCUGGAGCCGGCGCUGGACCACCGGCCCUACCUGCGCAUACACCACACCAACUACUCCAUCGGUGAGUCGGCUGGCGACGCGUAGCGCUAGUGUGUGGGGUCGCGUGGCGAGGUGUGUACGUAGCGUGUGUCCGACAGAGGGCGUGUCGGUGUCGCACGCCGUGGUGACGGCGGCGCGCGAGCUGCACAACGCCACGCUGCAGUGCGACGCGCGCCAGCGCACGCCCCCCUCCAGGCCGGGCCCCGCCGCCCCCGCUGCCCCCGCCGCCCCUGCUGCCCCCGCUGGUCCUGCCGCCCCAGCCAGCCCCAGCGCUGCCUCCACCCACCUACUCAGCGCAAAGUUAGAGAUACACGUGACGUACCCGCCGUCGUUCGUGAUCUCCCGGUGGCCGGGGUUCGGAGUGUCGCUGUCGGCGGGGGGGGCGGCCGCGCUGCGCUGCGACGUGGACGCCAACCCCCCCGCGCGCGCAUGGUGGCUGCGGGACGACGCCAACCCUACGAGCUCCCCGCCGCCGCUGGAGGCGGGCGACGAGGGCGCGCGGGGCUCCGCCACGCUGCGCUGGGGGGCGCUGCGCCCCUCCCACGCCGGCUGGUACCGGUGCCGCGCCACUUGGCUCGACACCGAGUACUCCUCCAUCGGGUACUACCUCAACGUCAUGUCGGCCGAGGAGAACACGGAGACUGCCACCGAGCCGGAGGCGGAGCCCGAGGAGCCCGACCAUCAGAAAGUGGAGGUCCCACUCGGUGGGAACGUGCAGCUACACUGCCCUAAAGGUGAGACACCACAACACUUAGCGAUAAACACACACACAAUCAUGCACAAUCAUUUUGAAGUGUAUUCCUCGUCGGCUCAGUCGUUUGACUGGUCUGCCAGCAGUCCACCAGUGACGGUGUUUGGUGUUUGUACAGGGAGCGUGGGCUGCUGGUGGCGGCGCGUCGUCGGCAACUCCAGCGAGAGCUGGGCGCCGGCAGGCUCGCACCACGCACACGGGGUUCUAGGUAUCAAAGACGCACUGUACCAGGAGGGAGGCGAGUACAGGUGCGUGGGGGCGCGCGCGCCGGACCUCAUGCGGCUGAGGGAACUCAAGCGAGUCACGCUCAAAGUCACCGGCGGCGCCACGGCGACGGCGCUGAGCGCGGAGCCCGCCAAUGGCGGCUGGCGUCUGGAGUGCGGCGCGUGCGGGCGCGACGUGCGCGUGGUGUGGGUGCGCGCGGCGGGGGCGGCGCUGGCGCCCGCCGCGCUGGCGCCCGACCUGGCGCAGCACUGCUGGCGCGCCGUGCUGCACGUGGCGGAGCCCGACGAGGUGUGGUGCGUGGCGGCCGCGGGCCGCUCGGGCGCCGUGGCCGUGUUCCCGCGCCGCGCGGCGCCCCCCUCCCCCGCGCCCGCGCGCCACUCUGUCCGCGCGCUGCACAACGAGGCCGCGCCGCGCGCGCCGCCGCUGCUGCUGCUGCUGGCGGCCGCCCGCCUGCUGCACUGA